AUGGCGGUUGAUGCUGGUAGUUAUGCUGAUGCUGCCAAACUGGAGGCGAAUUAUGAUUAUGAUUAUGAUUAUGAUUAUUAUUGCUUGCUUGCUGGUGGCUGCCUCUCUUUGAUAACGACAAUGGGCCAGCACUCCCCGAGUGAGAGCGAGAAGGACCUCACGCUCCAGAAAUCAGAAAUCCCAAUGGUCAGCUAA
Molecule: messenger RNA, 195 nt
Organism: Paracoccidioides lutzii Pb01
Exons: 1
Coding region: 1-195 (64 amino acids)
Source: RefSeq, a predicted model, not a curated record